This is a messenger RNA of Hydra vulgaris (swiftwater hydra), 3364 nucleotides long. Its product is annotated as glutamyl aminopeptidase. Gene Ontology annotation, biological process: proteolysis; peptide catabolic process. Gene Ontology annotation, molecular function: peptide binding; metalloaminopeptidase activity; zinc ion binding. Lineage: Eukaryota; Metazoa; Cnidaria; Hydrozoa; Anthoathecata; Hydridae. The record is from RefSeq and is a predicted model, not a curated record. Gene Ontology annotation, cellular component: cytoplasm.
UAAUUUGGAAAUAGUUUUUUUUUUUUUUUUUUUUUGAAAUUUAUCUUUAUAUUGAUUGAAUCUAAAUGAAUUAAAAAAGAAAAUUCUUUGCGUGUUUUUUGUACUUUGCUUGGCGCGUAUGCAAUGUAUCGAACAUUGGCCUUACAAACUAAUAAAAUGGAAGUAAAUCAACCCAUUUUUUCUAUUGAUCAAUUAAAAGAAGCUCAACAACAUGAAUGGAGGGGGCACAAAACGUCCAAAAAAACGCUUCUUAUUUGUUCUAUUAUUUUGAUUGUACUGACUGGUUUAUUAGCUGGUUGGGUUUUCGUUGCAAAACCAAGAUUUUAUCCUAAAUUAGGUCUUUACAGCCGAUCUGCUGAUGAUGUUUGGACAGAUUCUACAAUAAAAAAAGAAAUGUUUAACAAAAGAACUAAAAGAAGUAUAGCAAGUCUACCAGAAAAAAAACAAUUCGAGGUAAUUAAUUUAAAUAUUGAAAAGGAGUUUCCAAUAAACAACAGUAGAUUACCCCCUAAUUUAAUACCACAAGAUUAUUUUAUUGAUUUGAAUAUCAGUUUGAAUUCAAACUAUUUCAAUGGAAGUGUGACCAUUCUGUUUAAUUGUAUUAAAAAAACUAAUAUGAUAAUUUUUCAUGGCAGAAAAAUAAAUUUACAAAACGUUUCUAUUUUUGCAAAAAAUGGUGAACUGACGUACAAACGAGUUAUAUAUAUUAAAAGAUAUGAACUUUUUGUCAUAGAGUUAGAUCAAUAUUUAGAAGAAGAAAAGUUAUUUGAACUUGAUUUGACUUAUUCUGUAGUUUAUGGAAAAUCUUUAGCUGGACUUUACAAAAGCAACUACACUAGUCAUAAUGGGACACAGAGAACAAUUGUUUCAACUCAUUUUGAACCUACCGAUGCUCGAUCUGCAUUUCCUUGUUUUGACGAACCCCACUUGAAAGCAAGGUUUUUUGUUAGUAUAACACACGAUGCAACUCUUACGGCUCUUUCUAAUAUGCCAGUAAACAAAACUAUUAUUGUCGACAAAAAUACUGUAAAGGAUGAGUUUGAACCUUCUGUUAAAAUGAGUACUUACUUAGUUGCAUUCAGCGUGAAUGAUUUUAAAUACAAAGAAAAGAAAACAAAGAGCGGAAAAAGAGUAAGAGUUUACGCAAGAGAAACAGAUUUUAAUCGAAUAGACUAUGCAGUAAUGGCUGCUACUGCAAUAAUUGAUUUUUACGAACAAUUAUUUGAAGCUAAAUAUCCAUUGCCUAAACUAGAUUUGUUGGCCGUGCCCGAUUUUAUGGCAGGAGCUAUGGAAGAUUGGGGAUUAGUUUCCUUUAGAAGCGCGUAUUUGGUGUUUGACGAAGAAAUUAUGACAGUUGAAUCAAUGAGACAAGUAACAUUAGUUAUCGCACAUGAACUUGCUCAUCAGUGGUUUGGAAAUUUAGUAACAAUGAAAUGGUGGAAUGAUAUCUGGUUAAAUGAGGGUUUUGCAAACUAUGUUGAAAUGUUAGGAACUGAUAUUGUAAACCCACAGUUUCACGCCAUUGAUAUGCAAGUACCCACUGGAUGGCAAGCUGCAAUUUCUUCAGACUCUUUAAAGAAUUCGCAUCCAGUGAGUCAGGACGUCAAAAGUACAUCGGAGAUAGAUGAAAUGUUCGACGCGAUCUCAUACAAUAAAGGAGCUUCUCUGUUACGCAUGAUUGAGGGAUUUAUGAAAGAAAAAAUGAUCAAAGGUGUGCGAAGUUACAUUGAUCAUUACCAGUAUUCAAAUGCUGAAACUGAUGAUUUAUGGAAACAUCUUACAAAUGCAUCAGGUGAAUUAAAUAUAAAAAGUAUAAUGGACACGUGGACCCGACAACGCAGCUUUCCUGUUGUUACCAUGAUUCGUAAACCUGGUUCCAAAUUUAAAAUACAACAAGAAUCUUUCCUUGAAAUGAAACAAAAAAUUGAAUCACCUAACUCAACAUGCAAUCAAACCGAUGGUUUAUGGCAGAUUCCUUUUACAUAUAUCACGGAUCAAUCCUUUGUAACUCAGACAUAUUGGUUAAAAGAUAGAGACGCUGAAAUUGACUUAGAUAGCACCGUAAUGUGGGUUAAGGCAAACAUCGACUCUCGUGGAUUUUAUUUAGUAAACUAUGAUAACGAAACAUGGCGCGCACUGCAACAACAAUUAAUUAAUAACCACAAGGCUUUUUCUGAUGUAAAUCGUGCUGGAAUCUUGCAUGAUGUCUUUAAGCUUUCCUGUGAGGAAAUAUUAGAUCCAAUUGUAGCAUUGAACAUAACAAAAUAUUUAUCAAAAGAGAGAGAUUUUAUUCCGUGGGCGAUGGCAAGAUCAAAAUCUGAAUGCAUCGCAAUGAUGAUUCAAGAUCAUUCUGUAAAAAGAAAAUUUAAAAAAUAUUUCUGGUCAUUGAUGUCGCAUUUGGUCAAACCAAGUAUGCUUGAUUACAAUGGGAAAAAGGAAGAAAAGCUUUCUAUCUAUGAAAGGUUGCAACGAUUAGAGACAUUCUCGUUUGCUCUUAAACAUAAUGUUAGUUCAGAAUUUCAAAAGAAAGUUUCUCUUAUUUUUAAUGAUAUGGCUGCAGGAAAAAAGCUGGUAGGUUUGUCUCCCGAAAAUAGAGCAUUGGCAUUAAUGUAUGGCUACAACUCUUCUAACGAAAAUGAUUGGGACUUCUUGUGGAAACUCUACGAAAAAAGCGAAGUAGAUACAGACCGAAAAAUUAUCAUGAAGGCGCUUGCGCAGUUCAAAGAAAAAAAUAAAAUCAAUUACAUACUUGAGAAAUCGUUGAAUAAGUCAAUAAUGAGAGUACAAGAUACAAUACCAUUACUUGCAAAUAUUGUCAGACUUGGGUCUCGAAAAGAAGUUUGGGACUUUGUAUGUGUAAAUUACGAUAGUUUCAAAGAAAGGUACGGAGGAGGCUAUCAAUUAGGUCAACUACUAGGAGAAGUAGCAAGUGGUUUUAGCACAUGGGUAGCAUAUAAAGAGGUUAGAACGUUCUUUAAAAAGCAUCCAAUUGGUGCAAAAGGAUCAAGAACUGAGAAGCAAAUUCUAGAAAAAAUCAAAAAUAAUAUACAUCGACAUACCGCUGAAAACAUCAACAUUCACGGUAAAAGAAUUUCUUUUUGGCUAGAAGAAGAAGUCAGCAAAAGAAACACAUUGAAUAGCUUAUACGAUUUUGAUUAAAUGUUUCUUUACUAAAAAAGUAUUUUAUAUACAAUCCUCAUAACCAAUGAUGGUCUUGUGAUUUGCGACUUUGGAACCUUAUUACCUGCUAUUUUGUUCUUGCUAUUUAAGGCCAUAACUUUAAAACACACGAUUUGUUAUACGACUACAGUGUUGACAGUAUACUUAAUAAUGUUAUUUUAUGAUAGAAAGUGGUAUUUGCAAA